Messenger RNA from Trichoderma asperellum CBS 433.97, 1108 nucleotides. RefSeq lists its product as uncharacterized. The record is from RefSeq and is a predicted model, not a curated record. Gene Ontology annotation, cellular component: spliceosomal complex. Lineage: Eukaryota; Fungi; Ascomycota; Sordariomycetes; Hypocreales; Hypocreaceae. Gene Ontology annotation, biological process: spliceosomal complex disassembly.
UCUCAAAUCUCACGAGCUAGCAGCAACGCCACCCCAGCAGCAUCUCAAAAUCUUGAAUUUUAUGCCAUCUUAUUGCCAAUAAGUCUUGUGUUUUGGCAUUCAAAGGCUUUUUCUUUCGUUUUCAUCUCAUCCAACGGCAGCCGCACACUCUCAACAUCCGCUGCUAGUCAAAGGCCAUCACUUCAUAGCAGUCUAGAGAAAAUCGACGGUCUCUCACAAUGAGCGACGACAAGGCGGACCUCCUGCGGUUCGCAAAUGAGUAUGCGGACAAAAAUAUCGACCUUUAUGAGCUCCUCGGGGUGGAUGCUCUCACUUCCAAAGAGGAUAUUCGCAGAGCCUGGAGAAAAGCGUCGUUGAAGUAUCACCCCGACAAGAGAGGCGACGAUUUUGAUGCUUCAAAAUGGGAGCUCUUUGAGAGAGCGAGGGAUAUUUUAUCCGAUGUCGAUGCUCGCGCUGCCUAUGACCAGUCUCUCAAAGCUAAGCUUCUGCGCAAACAAGAGCGCGAAGCAAUGGACAAGGAGCAUAAAAAGUUUGCUGACGAUCUUGAAGCCCGCGAAAAUGCGCAUAGGCAGCAGAGGGAGCAGCAGCAGCAGCGAGACCGGGAGAAGCUGGACAAGGAACGGGAGAGACUGGCAGAGGAGCAGCGGAUACACGAAGAAGAGAAGAGGCGGCAGGCUGAAGCGGCGCAGGAAAUGGAAGACUUGGCCGAGGCAAGGCGACGACUGAAGGAAAAGAAGGAGGAGAAAGCAAGGAGAAAGCAGGUCAAGGAGUCUCUAAAAGCCACAGGCGCUGUGAAAAAGUCAUCAGGACCCGCAAAUGGCGCCAUUGCCGUGCCCGGCGAUUAUGUCGUAGAUAUCGGCACUGCGAAGAAGAUGUACUGGGAAUUGGUGUGCGACAAGUUGCGAGCUGUGCAAGCGGUGAGAAACCUGCAGAAAUUGGAUACGACGAAUAGUCAGGAGCUUGAGGAAGCUGAGAAGGAAAUGAGACAAGCGAGGGAGCGAAUCCAUGAGGCGGAGAUCAAAUUUCAACAAGACACAGCAGCUGCUAUCUAACUGUUCUCACCGACAAGAGAUAAAAGGCAGCCGUGUUACGCCUGGCCAUUUCGCUA